Molecule: messenger RNA, 1047 nt
Organism: Lutzomyia longipalpis
Lineage: Eukaryota; Metazoa; Arthropoda; Insecta; Diptera; Psychodidae
Product: sulfotransferase 1B1-like
Exons: 4
Coding region: 1-1017 (338 amino acids)
Biological process (GO): sulfation
Cellular component (GO): cytoplasm
Molecular function (GO): sulfotransferase activity
Source: RefSeq, a predicted model, not a curated record
AUGCAUCUGAAAUUCGAAAGAAUUCCUGCUGGAGAUCUUACGAAGAAAGCUGAGUACUUUGGAGUAUCAGAUUUUGCCAGAGUUCAUCAUUCUCCUCGUCCUGAUCUCGCGAUCUCCAAAAAAUGGGGUCCAAGAUCUUUCUUCAUCCCUUCAAGGCAUGAACAAAGUGUCGAAGAGAUUGAUAAUUUUGUUGUUCGACCGGAUGACGUGUGGAUUGUGGGCUUUCCAAAAACCGGAACAACAUGGACACAGGAGAUGGUUUGGCAGAUUUGCAAUGAUCUUGAUUUUGAGAAAGGAAAAUCAAUUCAACUGUACAAACGAUCCCCAUUAUUUGAGAAAGGUACAAGUUUUAGUUUUCGUAGCACUACCCAAUCUUUGGCUAUGAUUGACGCAUUGCCUUCUCCGCGAAUCAUUAAAUCACAUCUCCCAGCUCCUCUUUUGCCAAAAGGCAUCUGGACUGUUAAACCAAGGAUCAUCUACAUUGCCAGAAAUAUUAAGGAUACGGCCAUUUCCUUCUACCACCUGUACAGAAAUAUUUUAGGGUACAGAGGAACUUUCAAUGAUUACAUGGAGGCUUUUCUUGGAGAUGCUGUUAUCUUCACACCUCUUGAGGGUCAUAUAACUGACUACUGGAAUGUUAAAAAUGAGAGCAACGUUCUCUUCCUAACUUACGAAGAAAUGAAGAAGGAUCUCAAGGAAGUCUUAAGGAAGACAUCGAAAUUUCUCGGGAAAACCUACAGCGAGGAUCAGAUUAAAGCUCUCGAAGAUCAUCUUUCUUUCAACAAAAUGGCCAGCAACAAAUCAGUUAAUUUCGAAGGACAUCUCAUUGAGCUUUCCACCAUAACACGUUCCGAUAGAGAUAUGGAAUUCAAAUUCAUGAGAAAAGGAAAAGUCGGUUCGUACAACGAAGAAAUGACUCCAGAAAUGAUUGAGCAGUUCGAUACGCAAAUCCGAAAAAGGCAUUCAGAGUACAAGGCAGCUCCAGAAUUGCUUGAUAUCUUUCUAGGCAAAGCUUAGUAAUUUAAUUGGUUCUUUUGAUGCAUAAAA